Ilyonectria robusta is the source of this 1367-nucleotide messenger RNA. Its product is annotated as Alpha/Beta hydrolase protein. The record is from RefSeq and is a predicted model, not a curated record. Gene Ontology annotation, molecular function: hydrolase activity. Bases 61 to 1110 code for a protein of 349 amino acids. Lineage: Eukaryota; Fungi; Ascomycota; Sordariomycetes; Hypocreales; Nectriaceae. The transcript is spliced from 3 exons.
CCCUCUUACAGUAGCCAAGAGGCCCAAGGGGCUCAGUAGCAGGCAACCCUCGUCUCAACCAUGUCGCCUACCGCAGAGGAACGAGCGGCUCAGUUCAAGGCGCUCAUCGAUCUCUUGCAUAGCGUGACUCCUGAGGUCUACAGCGCCUUCGACAUCACACGCACCCACUAUGAAUCCGCAGGCACCAAGAUCGAGGUCGACAUCCUGGCUCCCAAGCGCCUCAAGCUGGAACCCACCGGGAGCCAUCCGGUGAUUGUAAGAAUACAUGGGGGCUUUCUCGUCACAGGGUCAAGCCUGUUCCCUGCCUGGUUCUCCAAAUGGAUCUUGGAUUUCGCGGAGGAACAUAGCGCCGUUAUCGUCAGUCCUAAUUAUCGGCUGCUUCCUGAAGUGAAGGGACGGGAUAUCAUGCAUGACAUGGCCAAUUUCUGGACAUGGUUACAGACAGGCGGACCUGAACGUCACCUUGCGUCAGUAGGAUCGUCUCACGUUGCAUUGAACCUAUCCCAGACCCUCCUGGCUGGCGAGAGUGCAGGUGGCUAUCUUGCCCUCCAGUCCGUCUUAUCAGGGCUCACACGUCCAAAGGCCAUGAUCACGCUCUACCCCAUGAUUGACAUGAACGCGUCGCAUUACACUAAACCGUACCCAAAAUCCAUUGUCGGUGUGUCAAACUACCCCAACGAGGCAGUGGACGACUUUUUGUCCGUCACAUUGGGCAAGCCGGCCAUUACAGAAGCGGAUCCGCCCUCACGCCUUGACUCCGCCAUAGCCAUAGUCCAGAACGGCCGGUUCUUGGAAGCUUUCGGCCAUGAUGAGGAGUUGUUCGUGCUCGAACGCAUUGAAAUGGGGUCUCUGCCGCCAAGACAGGCAGGCAAGCCACUCUUACCGCCGCUCUUCCUGCUUCAUGGGGAGGAUGAUACGGCUGUACCGGUGGAGGGCACGAGGAAACUCGUCAACCUACUACAGAAGAAGCACCCGGACACUAAGUUCCACGUCUCAAUACGCCCGGGUGACCACGGCUUCGACUUCACUGCGUCGACACAGGACGGAUGGUUGCGGGAGGGCUUGGAAUUUGUUACGGGUCCGUGGUUGAGUGACAAGAGCCGGAUGUAGCUCCAUGCAAUAUGCGUUUCAACGGCAAAGCUUUGGACACAUUCGACAUUUGGUACAGCCGAUCACACAGUGACACAUGCACAAAGAUGGUUCAGAGAGAAAUUGUGUAAUUCGAAGCCAUGCAAUGUGUGAAAAACGUCAUGUGCACAUAAAAUAGGCGUCUGCACCUGCACAAUCAGAGUGUAAGAUGUCCUAGUCGUUGUUCAAGUAGGAGUCACCACUUUCCCCUUGAUGGCGGCGGCAGAGGAGGGUGUUGU